UGGCGACCGAGAUGUUGUAUACCUGAUGGACUGCCUUGCUGCAACUGAUGUUAUUCUUAAGCAUGGACAACCACCAGUAUUCAGGAAUGUGGAUCUUCUUUCAAAAGAGAUGAUACUGGCACCAUAUGUCACAAGACAGCACUGGCAAAUGUUUGUGGUAUACCCCAAAAAUUAUGAGAUUGUAUAUAUAAACCUAAUGGGUGAAGAUACAUCACAUCAGAGUAAAGAGGCAGUUUUGUCAACUUGGCAGAGAAUACUGAGCAGAUGUAAAAUGGGUCUACUCAACAAGGACACCCUUCAGAAGAGAUGGAAGCUGACAACAGUAAAACAUCAAUUACAACAAGACUCCACAAGCUGUGGAAUAUAUGUGAUGAAGUUUGACUUUCUGCUUGAUGGGGAGAACAUGAGCACCCCAUUUGAUACAGUUGAGACCAGAAUACACACAGCAUCCCAUUUGAUACAGUUGAGACCAGAAUACACACAGCAUCCCAUUUGAUACAGUUGAGACCAGAAUACACACAGCAUCCCAUUUGAUACAGUUGAGACCAGAAUACACACAGCAUCCCAUUUGAUACAGUUGAGACCAGAAUACACACAGCAUCCCAUUUGAUACAGUUGAGACCAGAAUACACACAGCAUCCCAUUUGAUACAGUUGAGACCA
This is a messenger RNA of Haliotis rubra (blacklip abalone), 662 nucleotides long. RefSeq lists its product as uncharacterized. The transcript is spliced from 3 exons. Lineage: Eukaryota; Metazoa; Mollusca; Gastropoda; Lepetellida; Haliotidae. The record is from RefSeq and is a predicted model, not a curated record. Gene Ontology annotation, molecular function: cysteine-type peptidase activity. Bases 26 to 496 code for a protein of 156 amino acids. Gene Ontology annotation, biological process: proteolysis.